GCAGUGAGAUUUGGACUUUGGAUGAUCCUGGUUGAUUGAUAUAGGAAUGGUGCUUCUCCUCCAGGUGCUGUCCUGCUGUGGAAUCCCUUUGCUCAGUUUUCUCCUGUCCAAUCAGGUGGAAUGUUUCACAGGCACAUGGUUUAUACAGCUCAAAAUAACUUGGGACCUGUGAGCUGACAAAUGCUCUGGCUCCGGUGGUGACAGGUUGUCCAGCUUCUUACAGCCAUCUUCACUGAAACUAAGGUUAACUCCUCACUCUCUAUGGACGGCUGCUCUCAAUUUCCAAGCGUGUGAAGAAUUUUCUUUUUCUCCUGUGCUUUCAUCUAAAAGUUCUCCUUGGAUAAUUAUCAUCACAGUGGAUUGCCUGGGUUGGACAUUCUCAUCUGAGUCAACUAAAAAAAGAAAGUAUGCAAGACGACAGCAUAGAAGCUUCUACUUCCAUAUCUCAGCUUCUAAGAGAGAGCUAUUUAGCAGAAACGAGGCAUCGGGGAAACAAUGAGAGGAGUCGAGCAGAACCUUCCUCCUCCAACCCUUUCCACUUUGUCAAUCCUUCUGGAGCUGCUGAGGGAGGAGGAGGCCAAGAUGACCUUCCAGAUCUUUCAGCUUUCCUGAGCCAAGAAGAAUUAGAUGAAAGUGUCAAUCUGGCAAGAUUGGCAAUCAAUCACGAUCCUUUGGAGAAAGCAGAUGAAGCUCAAGCUAGAAAACGUCUUUCAUCUGAUCAAAUGAAACACUCACCUAAAUCAAGUUUUGACCCAAACUUCUGUCAGGAUAACUCUCGAGAUCCUACCAGCUCUAAAGAGAGCCCCCAGGAGGCAAAAAGGCCACAGUAUAGUUCGGAAACCCAGUCCAAAAAAGUAUUCUUAAAUAAGGCUGCUGAUUUCAUUGAAGAGCUGUCCUCCCUUUUCAAAGCCCAUAGCUCCAAAAGGAUUAGACCUCGUGCCUGCAAAAACCACAAGAGUAAACUGGAAUCUCAAAACAAACUUAUGCAGGAAAAUAGCUCCAGUUUGUCAGAUAUCUCAGAAAGAAGAGAAAGAUCUUCUGUUCCCAUCCCUAUCCCUGCAGAUACUAGGGAUAAUGAAGUGAAUCACGCCCUUGAAAGACAGGAAGCUAAGAGGCGCGAAGCUGAGCGGGCUGCCAGCGAGGCAGCUGGUGGAGACACCACCCCCGGGUCUUCCCCUUCAUCUUUGUACUACGAAGAACCUCUGGGGCAACCUCCUCGGUUCACUCAAAAGUUACGGAGCAGAGAAGUUCCAGAAGGAACCAGAGUACAGUUGGAUUGCAUAGUGGUAGGAAUCCCACCUCCUCAAGUAAGGUGGUACUGUGAAGGCAAGGAGCUUGAAAAUUCCCCAGACAUUCAUAUUGUCCAGGCAGGAAAUCUGCAUUCACUGACCAUUGCUGAAGCCUUCGAAGAAGACACAGGACGCUAUUCCUGCUUUGCUUCUAACAUCUAUGGGACAGAUUCAACCUCUGCCGAGAUUUAUAUAGAAGGGGUUUCUUCUUCUGACUCAGAAGGGGACCCUAACAAGGAAGAGAUGAAUCGAAUCCAGAAGCCUAAAGAAGUGUCAUCUGCUCCCACUACUUCUGCAGCCAUUCCUUCAGCAGCACCCAAAGCCCAUAAUGUGGUGGCCCAGCCCAGUGUAUCAACCAUCCAAAAGUGUCAGAGCCCUACCAACUAUCUGCAAGGAUUGGAUGGAAAACCUAUCAUUGCAGCUCCUGUGUUUACAAAGAUGUUACAAAAUUUAUCAGCCUCUGAAGGUCAGCUGGUUGUCUUUGAAUGCAGAGUAAAAGGAGCUCCAUCUCCUAAAGUUGAGUGGUAUAGAGAAGGGACCUUGAUAGAAGAUUCUCCAGAUUUUAGAAUUUUACAGAAAAAACCUCGAUCCAUGGCAGAACCAGAGGAGAUUUGUACUUUGGUCAUUGCUGAGGUGUUUGCAGAAGAUUCUGGGUGCUUCACAUGUACUGCAAGCAACAAAUACGGCACAGUAUCAAGCAUUGCCCAGCUUGAUGUAAGAGGAAAUGAAGACCUCAGAAAUAAUGGGUCUCUUCACUCAGCCAAUUCCACCACCAACCUGGCUGUUAUUGAGCAACAACCAUCCCCACCCAACCCAGAGCCUCCUUCUGUGGAACAACCACCUAAACCCAAACUCGAAGGAGUUCUGGUGAACCACAAUGAGCCCCGGUCCAGUUCAAGGAUUGGGCUCCGUGUGCACUUCAACCUGCCUGAAGAUGACAAAGGAAGUGAAGCUUCUUCUGAGGGUGGCAUGGUGACCACCAGCCAGACCAGGCCUGAUUCUUUCCCGGAGAGAUUCAAUGGACAGGCAGCAAAAAUCCCUGAGCCUUCGUCACCUGUCAAAGAACCCCCUCCAGUUCUGGCCAAACCCAAACUUGAUUCCAGUCAGCUGCAACAGCUUCACAACCAAGUCUUACUGGAACAACAGCAGUUGCAAAACCCGUCUCCUUCAUCUCCUAAGGAGUUUCCUUUCCACAUGAGCGUUUUGAACUCCACUGCUUCCCCGGCGGUGACAGCGUCCGGCAAGCAGGUGAAGGCCCCACCGGCACAGACAUUCAGCCUGGCCCGGCCCAAGCAUUUCUUCCCUUCUCCAAGUGCCACCGCAGCAGCAGCAAGCGCGUCCCCUUCCAGCUCUCCAGUGUUCACCCUGAGCGGCACACCUCAAACCAUUCAGAGGACAGUGAGCAAAGAGAGCCUCUUACUUUCUCACCCCUCCAUGCAAACCAAAUCUUUGGGAGGAGCGUCCAUCCAAAGCGAGCCACCCCCUCCGGCUCCCAUAGAGCCAGCACAACCACCACUCACAUUUGCUGUCUCCAGUGGAAACCAGUUUCAGCCUCGCUGUGUUUCCCCAGCUCCAGUCUCUCCUACCAGCCGGAUUCAGAACCCGGUGGCUUUCCUCAGCUCGGUCCUGCCUUCUCUCCCUGCCAUCCCGCCCACUAAUGCCAUGGGGCUGCCCAGAAGUGCACCAUCUGUGCCAUCCCAGGGACUAAUGAAGAAAAACACAAAGUCUCCCCAACCAGUGAAUGAUGAUUACAUUCGUGAAACUAAGAAUGCAGUGAUUCUAGACUUGGGGAAAAAAAUGAAUUUCAGUGAUGUCAGAUCAAACCAGCAGGAGUACAAAAUUUCAAGCUUUGAGCAGAGGCUGAUGAAUGAAAUAGAGUUUCGCUUGGAACGUACCCCUGUUGAUGAAUCAGAUGAUGAAAUCCAACAUGAUGAGAUCCCCACGGGCAAGUGUAUUGCUCCCAUCUUUGACAAAAGACUUAAGCAUUUCCGGGUUACAGAAGGCUCUCCAGUGACAUUUACUUGCAAAAUUGUUGGAAUACCAGUUCCAAAGGUUUACUGGUUCAAAGAUGGGAAGCAGAUAUCAAAGAGAAAUGAGCACUGCAAAAUGAGGCGAGAAGGAGAUGGGACGUGCUCUCUGCACAUCGACUCCACCACCAGUGAUGACGAUGGCAACUACACUAUCAUGGCUGCCAACCCCCAGGGGAGAAUCAGCUGUUCAGGCCACUUGAUGGUCCAAAGUUUGCCCAUUCGCAGUCGACUAACAUCUGCUGGUCAGUCUCACAGAGGAAGGUCCCGAGUACAAGAAAGAGACAAAGAGCCCCUACAGGAACGCUUUUUCCGACCGCAUUUCCUGCAGGCUCCUGGGGAUAUGGUAGCUCACGAGGGGCGCCUCUGUCGGUUGGACUGUAAGGUGAGUGGCUUACCGCCCCCAGAACUGACGUGGCUGCUCAAUGGCCAACCUGUGCUACCAGACGCCUCCCACAAGAUGUUGGUCAGGGAGACUGGAGUCCACUCUCUGCUCAUUGACCCGCUCACCCAACGUGAUGCAGGGACCUAUACAUGCGUUGCUACCAACAAAACCGGCCAGAAUUCCUUUAGUCUGGAGCUCACUGUAGUAGCCAAAGAGGUGAAGAAAGCACCUGUGAUCCUAGAGAAACUGCAGAACAGUGGAGUUCCUGAAGGCCACCCGGUGAGGCUGGAGUGCCGAGUGAUAGGCAUGCCGCCACCCGUGUUCUACUGGAAGAAGGACAACGAGACCAUCCCUUUCACUCGAGAGAGAAUCAGUAUGCACCAGGAUACAACAGGCUAUGUCUGCCUCCUCAUUCAGCCAGCCAAGAAAUCCGACGCUGGAUGGUACACGUUGUCAGCCAAGAAUGAAGCUGGUAUCGUGUCGUGCACUGCAAGGUUGGAUAUAUACGCUCAAUGGCACCAGCAGAUCCCACCACCCAUGUCCGUCCGGCCCAGUGGCAGUCGCUACGGAUCCCUCACCAGUAAAGGACUUGACAUUUUCUCUGCCUUCUCCUCCAUGGAAAGCUCAAUGGUGUAUUCAUGCUCUUCGCGGAGUGUAGUGGAGAGUGAUGAACUUUAGGAAUGUCUGGGUGCCAGCUGUGUAUGGGGGCAGACUGUGGAGGGGGAAGGAGGACAAGCCAGACACAGUGGUUUCCAAGCAACUGGAUUUGAGUAAGUUCUCAUGCUGCUGGACCCUUGGCAAGAAGUGCUUUGAAUAAGUCGGCUGUGGACUCUUGCAGUCUCAGCUGGGGGAAGGAUUUGGGCUGUGCCUUUUAAAGAUUCCAACAAAAAUGUGAGAAGAUGAUACAGAUGAACCAAAGAUGUCAUAAAGUCAUCCACUGCUUUGGGAAAAAGCUAGCAUGCUCCCCUGCCCCUUGCUAUGUUAGGGAUAUUUAGGCCCUACUAGGAGCAAUGAGGGGCCAUAUGCUUGGGCUGAAAGGGGUUAGACAGUAGUGACCUUAGGUAUCACCAACUCACCAAACAAUGCAAAGGAAAAAGGUGGGGAGGUCUCCAUUGCCUGUCAUCAAUUACGUCCAUAGCAGUCAUUUUGAUGGAUUCACUUAAUCCGCUUCUACUUAGCCUUAAGAGAUCAUGCCAUACAACUCACAAAUGUGGAGAAGCACUUUUGAUUUACUUAUCCUGAGUGUACUGAGCCAUAUUAUAAGGUGCCAAAAUGUGCUUGAGCUACAAAAAAAAAAAAAAAAAAAAAAUCACUGAAACACUCAAUAUUGCACAGUGCACUUGUUCUAUAGCCAAAACAAGGCCCCAUUAGUCUGCACCAUUUUCUUUUGGAUAUAAUGGUGAGUGGUUUUUCUUUCUGACUUUAUACAUCCUAAAUUCUAGAAUGAAAAGGUUUUUAGUAAACCAACCAAAAAGAAAUCUGUGGGGUCACUUUUAAAACUACUAGCUUCAGUUGCCCUUGCAAAAUACGUAAGAGUUGUCAUCAUCGGCCACUCCUCUCUCCCCAAAAGUCUGGAAGUGUAUGAGGCAGUGAGGGAGGAAGAGAUGCAAACAAGGAGAGGAAGUGAUUGGAGAAUGUUGUUUUUCACUUGCCCUAGAAGAGCAGUGGGUGUGGAAGGAGAGGUCUUUAAUAGGUAUGAACUGUUUUUGAGGUCAUUCGUUUGCAUUUUCUAUAUAGAAAAUAUCAUGCUAACCAGGAAAGUGGAAGGAAAAGGGAAUAUGCAUCUUUAUUCUAAGCCACCUAUUCAAAACCUGCCUCUUAAGGAAUUUUUAGACAAGUUCACUGCAAUUAUCCCCAGUGCCUAAAUGAGUGCUUAGCACCACAUAGACAUUCAAUAGAUAUUUGUUGGAUGAAUGAAUCUUAUAUUAAAGAAAUCUGCAAUUCGUACAGCAGUCCAAAAAUUACCCUGGGAAUGGUCAUCACAGCACAGUGUGCUCCAGACCCACCUGUGAAAUGAAUUGGAGAUGUCUGUUACCAUCCUUAUGCCCAAGUGUCUGGUGUUCUCAGGCACCCUCAGGUGGCAUCUUACUCAAAUGAACAAAUAGAGUAAUUGUUUAGAAAGGCUUGAAAUUUUCUUCACUUCGAGGCAAGGAUUUCCAGUACAAAAAAAAAAAAUAAAUUCAUUCACUCAAAAAAAUCAUUUGUUUGUCUACUCUGUAUAAGAUGCUAUGCUAGAGACUUAUGAAUAAGACACAGUCCCUGACCUCAGGGAGCUUACAAUCUAGUACGGGACGUAAGAUGUAAGGCAUAAAGAGUGCUGCUUUGGGGGGCGGGAAUCUAUUCUUUAUCAAAUAGAAGUUUCUAGUACUUUCCAUCUGAUAUAUUUUAUGAUUCUAAAAUCAUCUUAGUAUUUUCAAUCCUUAUUUCUUAAUGAGAUAAAAUGCCAUAGGUUACAUCCUUAAGAAGUAAAGGUUUCAGUCAAUUAUGCAGUGAAACUAUUAGAUUUGGUUUCCUUUUUUCAUGUAUUCAGGAACAAUACUAAAAAUACAGGUAACUGUAAUGAAAUAGUAUAUGUUUCAUACAGAAUGCAUCCUAUAAAAUGUUCUGUUUCCAUAUUGGCUUCUAUUAUGAAAUAUCUUCUAGCCAAAGAGACCUGCAGAAUUGUCCCUUCACAGUCUACACUUGACCUCCCCAUCACAUCUGUUUCUGUAAACCCUAAAGAGUCCUCCCAAGAAAGGAUAUUUUUCUCCUCUAUAUGUCUUCACUUUCCGAAUACUUUUUAUCUGCUGCCUUUCAGUGUCCAGCAGAGAAUUAGGAUAAAUAUUAAAUUUGGCCACUGGAUGGCGCUGUCUAACCUAAAAUAUAAGAAACCUAAAAAUUCCUGAAAGUGCAGGUACUGGAUUAUGUCAAUGCAGGAUUUCUGAACUUUAGCAUUACUGACAUUUGGGGGUGGAUGAUUCUUCAUUGCAGGGGACGUCCUGUGCAGUGUAGGAUGUUUGGAAGCAUCAUUGGCCUCUAACUAGAUGCCAGUAGUAUUGUGGCCCAUCCCCAGGUUGUGGCCACCCAAAGUCUCCAGAUAGUGCCAUAUUUCCUAGGAAGCAGAAUCCUCCACUGUGUUGCACACGAAUCAGUGCCUUGCUCUUAGAAUUCCAUUAGAAGUCAAUUAUGAUGAGGGAUACUUAUAUAAGAAAUUUGGGUUCUACUGAAUAUAUUUGGACUCAACAUAUCCAAAAUCAGGUUCAUCAUCUUCCCUUUCAUAAACCAUUCUUCAGCCUCGCUUCAUUUCUAUUAAUGACACUAUCACAUUCCUAGCAAUCCAAAUAAAAAGCAACCAAGUCAUUUUUUGCUUCCUCUAGCCAAUCGAUUAACAGAUCCCUUUAAUUCUAACUCUAUUAUUUCUUUUACAUUCAUCCUGUUCUUUCCAUCCUGCUGUAGUUCUCCAGUACAGACUUGCAUUACUUUGUUAAUUUCCCUCAAUAUUUCUGACUUCAACCAUAAUAAAGGACUUCUAAGUGGCCUUUCUGCCUCAGUUCCUGCCAUUUCUCCCACUCAAAUCUAGCCCAGAUCCAUGUCAGCAUUUUCUUCCUGAAGUACUGCCCCACUCAUAUUAUUCUCCAAUUUCAAACCCCUAUUCACUUCCUGGAGCCAAAUCAGGUACCAGCUCUUCUGCCCUAUGAUAUUCAAAGCCUGUUCCAAUAUGGUCCCAAAGCUUUUCAACCCAUUCCUCAGAAGAUACACCCAGUAUGGCAGCAAACACGGGCCCUUGCUUUCCAGCUACAUGACUCUCUUUGGCUCUACCUGGAAGGUCCUCUCCCCAACCUCCACCUAUGGCAAUCUUGUCUGUUCCAAUCCAUCUGAAAUGCCACUGCCUCUGCAAAAUAUUUUCUGAUCCCCCAGGCCCCACCCAAAUACAAUUCUACUUUCUUUGAAAACUUAUAGCAAGUUUCUUGAAUCUGGAAGAAGAUGACCUUGUGUAGUAUUUUAUACAAAACAUAGCCUCUGUAUACUUGCCUGCCCCCUCCCCUUGCACUAGCCAGUCUUGCCCACACUAGGUUUUAGCUACUGCUGGUAUGGACUGUGUCAAAAGUUAGUUAUGUACCUUAUACAGAGUAGGUACUCAAUAAAUAUUCAUUGACCUAAAUUGAACUUUAAAAUUCAGUUAUGUAAGUCAGUAUGUUUCUAUAUAGUGAAUUGAGUCUAGAGCAGUGGUUCUUAACCUGGGCUGCAUAUCGGAAUCUCCUGGGGAGCUUUAAAAAAAUCUCAAUACCCAGGCCACAACCCCAAAUCAAACCCUGAAUUGUGGUAUAAGCAUCAGUAUUUUUUUAAAGCUUCCCAGGUGAUUCCAAAGAGCAGCUAAGAUUGAGAAGAAUAAUUUCAGCACUCACCCGGAAAAGUCCGGAGGGAUGCAGAUGACAUAAAACUGUAGUUUUGGCCCUGGUGAAGAAUAUAACUUCCCCCUUGUGGCACAUGCAGAGCAUGCCUAGAAAGUAGAAAUAAACACAUGCUUUGGCCUUGUUAGACUCUACUAUUUUGUGCAACAUGUAGCAUCCAUGAAGCCCCCAGAGGAAGCUCAAAAAUCUGCAAAAAUGGACCAGGGAAAGAGGGAAAGUUGGUGUAAUUUGUCUGGCCCUUUGUUCCUAAAAGCCAUACAGGUUCCAUAAGCACUUUUCUCUCCAAACAACUUGAAGGGCUUUUCAUAACUUGAUUAGUCAUGGAAAUGGGGAUCAAAAGGGAAAUAGAGAAAGAAAAUGCACCAUUUAAAUGAAACAUAGCACCUUUUUGAAACAUAGCACCCUUCACUAAAGGAAGGUCUUUCAUCAGAAUUACCAAAUAGUGAAACUGGUAUCACUGCAUCUUUCUCUUUAUUCCUCCUGUAAUUUUUGUAAGCAUCCAAUGAGAAAUUAAAUGGCUGAGAGACGAGCAGUAGAUAGAGCCAGAGCUCUGAAUUAAACUUACCACGGAGAAUAACUCCCAGAGGAGUCAAAAACUGACUUUUGUAGAGACAGGUUAAUUUGGAUAAUCUUCAAAUGAUAAAUGGGUUGCUUGCCAAAUGUUCGCUUACAAAUUGGUUGUUUAAAACUCAGAAUAUAUUUCCUUACACACAUAACACCCAAUGUUAGAUUCCCAAGUGGACUCAGUAAAGUCCAUUCAGUUCAUGACUGAGUUAUACUAUUUAUUACCCCUGAUUAGGUUAUGGUCCCAAGAACAGGAUCCAGGCAAAUUAGCCAAUAAAAGAAGAGAGACGACUUCCUCCUUUUUUUGUAUCUAUGAUGUGUCAAAGCUAACAUGUGUCGAAGGUCCUUUCUGCAUCUAUCCCCCAUUCUGUGUUUUUCUCCCUAGAUGCCCUGUGCUCCCCCUCUAUGGUAACACAUCCCAUCUCAGCCUUUCAGCAUGCUUCAUGCUCCAAAAUGACCUAACUCCAGUUCCAGGCAUCUUGGCCCAAUGGUGAGAAGAAAGCAGUCCAACUGAACAAAUUCUGAAUGCCUGAGAGAGUCUUUUAACUUCACAGAGGGGCUGCAUUUUUUAAAGCAGCUGCCUUUUAAUUCCUAUCAACUUCUAAUUGACAGAAUUGCUGACAAAGUAAAAAAAAAAAAAAAAAAUCAGGUUGGGAGAGGUCUAGAAAACUAACUGGAUCAGACAUCCAAAUUGUUGUUGUUGAUCACAGCUUCCUUCUGUCCUCUUCCUCCCCACACACUCCCAAAGUACCUUCCAAGCUGAGAUCCUGGCCUAAGUCUGUCUGUAUAAGGGCCAUUUUUAAGUUGGUUGUAAACUCAAAGGCAAAUUUCUAAUGACCUUUAUUCAAGGUCCCUUCAAGGGUCCUUGGGUAACCUGGUCUCAAAGUAUCUCUGCUGAUGGUUUAGUAGAAAAAUCAAUGUGCCUUACCAGUAAGACAAACAGUUACUUAGAUUACAAUAAGCUUGUUGAAGUCCUUUUUACCACUAAUUGCCUUUUCUUGUUUUAUGUGGAUCAAUAUUUCAGAAAGUUAAUUGCUGAAACAUUGCUUGAAGAAUGCCAAGCAUCUUCUAAACUUUGACAAUGCAGUGGUCAUCAGUAUGCUAAAAAAGUUGCUAAUACUAUGUUUUUAAAAAUCUGUGCAGUGCAAAAAAAAUGCAUAUUUGUUGAAAAUAUGUUUGCCUCUUAUUUCUAUUAGUUAGCAUACUUGGUAAUAUAGAAUGAUAAACAGGCUGCCUUUUGUUAACAUGUAAAUAAUGGCCACCUUAAACUCCAAAACGCAAUAGCCUUGGAAUUGCAAGAAAUAGAGAAAGAACACACUUUUCAAUCCUCUGAGAAUUGUGCUGUAAAUGCUGAGAGUAAGCAUAAAGAGAAUGGCUGUAAUGUAGAGGCCUAUAAACACAAAUUUGCUAGAAUAUUUUAACAUGAGUGGACAGAAAAUGUUUCCCUAAUAAGAAAAAUUAAAAGAUUUCAAUAUGAUUUAACAAUAAAUAUUUUAAGGCUGAAAUAAAUGUAUUUUUUCUUUAAUAUAAAGAAAACAGUUCUAGUUUCCAGGUUUAAAGAUGAUUUUUUGAUGAUGAUUCAACCAAUUUUUUAAUGUACGAAUAUAUUUGACACUUAAAUGAUUUUUAAAAAUUGUUCUUAUCCAAAUUGUAUAAAUUACAACAUGAAUUAUAAGUUGGUUAAAUACCAACAGAAAGAUAACUAGGUUUUAAUCUUCCUAAAAUAUCAGCAAAUCCACUAGACUUCUUAUAGUAUGUUCUUUAACACUCUAAGAUAAAAAUUCAUUCUAAAAUAAUAAAAUAAAAUAAAAUUUAACCCCAAUGAUUCAUUUCAACCAUGGGAAAGAUGAGGGUGGAGAGGCUUGAUGAGUUUAGACUGGAAAUUAAUGGAGAUACAACAAGAGAUGUUUUGGGAUGCCUGGCUGGUUCAGUUGGUGGAGCAUGCAACUCUUGAUCAUGGAGUUGUGAGUUCGGGCCCCAUGUUGGGUGUAGAGAUUACUUAAAAAUAAAAUAUUUUUAAAAAGAGCAUUGGGGAAGGGAUGCAGACUCCCCAUUGAGCAGGAAGCCCAAUGCUGGACUCUAUCCCAGGACCCUGGAAUCAUGACCUGAACCACUGACUGAGCCACCCAGGUGCCCCUCAAAAAAGAGGUGUUUUAAUACCCAUAAGAAACAUGUUACUUUCAUAUAGUAUGGUAAGAGUGAAUUACUCAAUGUUCCAAAAUUCCAAAGAACCUGAUGUUUCUCACAGAUUCAGUGUUAUCUGCAAACUAGCAGAUUCUUGUAAUUUUCCCAUAAUUAACAAUGCAAGAAUUCAGCAAACUAUAUGCUAGUAUUUAUUGACUAUAGCAGUCACUACCAAAGGAUUACUAAAUGUGUAUGUGUACAGAGUAUAAUGGUUUUACUGUGUUUAAGGAGAGUUAAAACGCUAAAAUAAUUCAAAUUAAACCAUUUGCAUAUUUGCAUGCAAUUGCAUUUUUUAACACACGUAGAUAAAUUAAAUUUUACUUUUUCAGUAUUUUCAUUUCAGAGACACCUUAUCUUCUAUUCUGAUUUUCACUUACUUUUUCCAAUCUUUAGCAUUAAGUUUCUGAACCUAACCUCCUCUCUUUGUUACCUUUCUGUUAAGAUAGAAAAUCUAUAAAAUACUUCAUAGCAUUAGGAUAGCUCUUUAUUUCUAGGAAUUCUUAGGUAGAUUUCUAGGAAUUCAGGGGGGAUUUUAAUAACUCAGAUGAAUUUCAGACACAUUCUGAUUUUUCCAUAACUCUGAGGUCUGUUUCUUUACCUGUAAAAUAAACAAAAUACUUGAUUGAAACUUUCCCAGUAUGGAUAAACAAAUAUUUAUGAAGAAUUUACUUUAGAGACUGAAAAAAUGGUAAUAGCAGUUUUUUAUUCCCUAGGAAGCAUUUAAAAUAUUUUUCUCCAAAGUAAGUAAAUUUGCUUUAAAGAUUCACAUUUCUCUCCUGCCCCACUAUUUUGUAGUACAUAAUGGUGAAAUCUUCUUCCAAGAUAGUAUGCAGUUAAAAAAAGAAUCUAACAAAAAAAUCAAAUGAAUUCAAGAAAUAUUCCAUCCACUUUCUGCAGGCAGAUUCCAGAAACAUUUAUUUUGGCAUAGGUACAAUAGCCUACAGGAACUCUGACUCCUGUGUCCACAAUGAAGCUAGUGGAAAUAAUGACUCUGCAGCUCACAAAGAAAGAGCAAAGGAGUUCUUGUAUUCUUUUCUGGCUUAAGCAGUUUAGGUCAACUUCAUUGUACUAUUCAAGACCCCAGUGAUAAAAACGUUCCAUGCUAGCACAUCAAUGGCUUUAUGUUGAAAUGAAUCAACUUUAGGAUAACAGAUACGGAUCCACAAAAAUGAGCAUAGCUCUUGGCCUCUAUUUUUGCAUUCUCAGCUCAUCAAGUCUGAAUUUAACCCCAAUGAUUCAUUUCAACCAUGAGGACUGACAAAGGAUGUACGUAUGCCCACAGGCAUGUACACACAGGCUUCAACUGAGGUAUAGAGCACCCACAGCUAAUGUAAUUCAAUCAGAAUCAAGAGACACCUCUUACAAACAUGGUGUGCUUCCAUCUUAGGAAGCUUGAGUCAACUUAUUUUCUAAAGUAUAUUUUUGGUUAUUGAAAUCCUAAUGGCGAAACCAUUAUAGCAGCCAUUUUGAAAUGUGUGAAAUACAUAAACUGUAUGUUUUGUUUCCAUUACUAAAAGCAAUUAACGGAUCUUGGCUUUUUUUUCCUGUUCUUCUGCAUCGUGCAUGUUAGAUAUUCUGUGGAACUGAAAACAAGUGAUCGCUUAAGCCCAAAUGUUUGUGAGCAAAAACUGUCUUUCUUCAGAAGGUAUAUGGUACUGUAUUCUGGUAGACCAGUCAUCUCCAUGACAUUGUUACUGUUUGUUGGGGGUUGUUUUUGUUUGGAAAUUUUGCAAUUAGAAGAAGAAAAAAUAAGAAUUAAGAACCAGUAUUUAAUUAAACCUGGAUAUUUUAAAAAGCAAUUUAGAGGAUGUGAUGGACUGUUUCUUUAUUCAUUAAAUAAAAUUUUAUUUAUUCUCAAUUAA
This is a messenger RNA of Canis lupus familiaris (dog), 12702 nucleotides long. RefSeq names its product myopalladin (gene MYPN). The transcript is spliced from 21 exons. Gene Ontology annotation, molecular function: cell-cell adhesion mediator activity. Bases 408 to 4379 code for a protein of 1323 amino acids. Lineage: Eukaryota; Metazoa; Chordata; Mammalia; Carnivora; Canidae. Gene Ontology annotation, cellular component: plasma membrane; axon. The record is from RefSeq and is a predicted model, not a curated record. Gene Ontology annotation, biological process: dendrite self-avoidance; homophilic cell-cell adhesion; axon guidance.